AUGUGUUUCAUAUUCUUGUCAGUCAAACCCGUUAAGCUAAAAUCAUACAUAUAUAAGCACAUUUAUUUCACACGCACACAUAUUUCACUUAUUAUCAAGAACAAGUUACUCCUUUGUGUUUUAAUGGAUCUGAGACAAGUUGGUAAACUAUUCUGCUUGGUUGUAUUGUGGAAAAUCUGUUGCUGUGACGAUGAUGAUGAUGUAUGUCUGUUGAAACCAGAACGAGGUCGUUGUCGUGCAGCUAUUCGUUCAUACUAUUAUGAUUCAAGCUCUAAUGAAUGCAAGAAAUUCAUUUAUGGUGGAUGUGGCGGUAAUGGGAAUCGAUUUCCUACAUUAAAGGCAUGUGAAGAUGAGUGUAAAGAUAUUUGUCUCUUGAAGCCGGAACCUGGUCUUUGCAGAGCUUAUUUCCCUUCAUUCUACUACGAUCCAAGCUCUAAUGAAUGUAAAAGCUUUGUUUAUGGAGGAUGUGGUGGUAAUGAAAAUCGAUUUGCCUCAAAAGAGACCUGUGAGGAAACAUGUAAACUUGAUUAA
Molecule: messenger RNA, 531 nt
Organism: Trichobilharzia regenti
Lineage: Eukaryota; Metazoa; Platyhelminthes; Trematoda; Strigeidida; Schistosomatidae
Source: the annotation of a GenBank genome assembly